UGACAAUUCGCGUAAAUAUUUGAAAUAAUCAAUACCACUAAAAGUUCGUCAUUUUGAUUGGUACCGCCGGGUACCGCAGGCAAACAACGAUAACAAAGAUUAUUAUUAGAUUAUUUCUGUGAGAAAUAAACAUAAAUCUGUUGUUUACUACCGGGCUGUGAUUGAAAUAAUUUCGUGUUAUUUUUUUCUACGUGUAAAUGUAUUUAGGUACUUACUCUUCUAUGUAUAAGUAUUUCUUUACUCCCGAUUGUAAAUAGGUACCUAUUUUACUAACAAAUGAAUUCGCAGCUGCGAUACGAUUACACGAUGAAAAAUUUGGAAAUCUCAUUUAGAUUACCAUUCGAUACACAAAAUAAUAUAAUAAAGACGUGAUCUCUUAUUUGGUAACAUAUGGCUAGACGCAAAAAAAGGAGAGUUGCAUUAAAAAUGUGUAAAGAUAAAGUAAUAGAUAUAAAAAUGUGUAAAAACACAGUAGCAGCCACACAAACGUGUGAGGAGACAUUACUAACAGACGAAAAAAUGUGUGGAGAGGUAGAAACAGAUGCAAAAAAAUGUGCAGAUACAAUAGUAGACGCAAAUGUGUGUGAAAAGACGGAAAUAGACUCAAAAAUGUGUGAAGAGACAGUAGAAGACCCAAAAAAAUGUGCAGACACAGUAGUAGACGAAAAUGUGUGCAAAAACACAGCGAUAGACGUAGAAAUGUGUGAAAGUACAGUAACAGACACAAAGGUAUGCGAAGAAACUGUAGCAACAGGCACAAAAAUGUGUAAAGACGCAAUACCGAAUGCAGAAGAGUUAAUGAAGCCACCUCUCACCAGGAAAGUGUUCAAAAGCUACAAGGUCACGGAUGGCGACAAGGAGAAGGUGCACCACUGCAACGUGUGCAGCAAGACGUACAAGCUCAAGAAGCUCCUCACCUACCACAUCCGCAGGCAUCACUUCAACCUGCAAGCCAAGAUCCCCUACGCCGAGCGCAAGAAAGUCAACCAGGUCUGGUUCGAGAAGGUAUUGAACUCAAACAAAAUCUUAGAAAUUAAGAAGGCGAGCGAAAACACCUUAAUCAUGAGGGGCCUCGAUGAAAACACGGGGAUUAAAGUCCCAGUCGUCAACGACAAAGUUAUAGACUUGAGCAACAUCUACCCGGUAGACAGACAUAGUAUAGUGACGUGCGAUUUGUGUCAGAAGAGUUUUCAGAAAAGGAAUUUCAAGAAGCACUACGAAGAGAUACAUUUGAAUAAGAAGAAGAUGCAUUGCAACAACUGUAACCAGGUGUUCAAGCGAGCGUACCAGUUCCUGCAGCAUCGCUGCCAUGUAGUCAGGAACCGAGGCAUCAAACACGGCCAGGAGGUUAAUCUAAGGAUAGCCAGUGUUGAGAGCCUCUCUAUACCUAUGUAAUUCUAUAGUUCAAGUAACAGCUUAAAAAGUUGUGGUGUUAGGUACAAUGUAACAUAACAUAAGCUGACGACGACUAUAUCCCAAUUGGACUAGUCAGAGGUACAUCCAUCACAAGGUGAACUAAGUACCCACAUCUCACUGAGCUUUCUGUCAGACCAACGUGAUGUCAGAGGUGGUGAGCCAUAUAGCCUACUAUAAUGUUCGAGCCGAAUGUGUUAGUGAAAACUGUAGGUAAAUUAAUAACUCAUUGGUGCAAGUCCAGUAGUCCGGGUUCGAACCAAGUUGUUGAACUACAGAACCACAGUGACAUAAUGGUGCUAAUUCCUGCAGACGCCAUCUAAUUUUAUUUUAAGUUAUACCUGUCAUUUUCUUAUCCGCCGAAAAGGAAAGGGACGGGUAAUCGACAAGCAUAAAAUUUAUGGAACACACGUCAAUUUUAAGCACAAAUCUAAAACAACCGUCUAAAAAUUUUACAUUGGCCAAUAACCCGACAGAGUUAAGUAGAAAGCACGUCAAACGGAUUACAUACCAGCGAGAUGCCUAUUUUAUUCGCCCGGGCUAUUCAUUCAUUUACUCAUUCUUCCUAAAAUUAAGAGCUGUCAAUCAUCCGUCCCUUUCCAUUUCGACUGACAAAAAAAUUACGGAUAUAACUUAAAAUAAAAUUAGGCUGUGUCUGCGGGAAUCGGGGCCAAUGUUUUUAAAUUCAAAAAUAUUUUUAUUUAAUAAGUAACAUAGUUCAUACAUUAUCGAUUGCGAGGAGCCUUGUGUCUCGUAGUGAGAUGUAAAAGGAAUUUACAUAAGUAAUUAGGUAUCUAUCGCAUAUUCGCUUACAAUAAACCUUAAUACGUGUGUGUCCCAUUUUAAUUAAUUACAUCUGACAUCACAUACCUCCCACACAUUGUACUUUGAAAUGAUGCAUUUAAGUGAAAAAAAUAAUCUUUCUUUUAUUUAUUUUUUAAUGUAUUUUUACUGAUAUGAAAUAUCUAUUCAAAUACUACAUUUGUCCAAAACAUAUUGAAAUAAGUACUUAGGUUCAUCACGUUUGUUUUACACUUUUUUUACGAUCCAUACACUCGACAUUUAUAAAUAUAAGUAUACAUAGAUACAUACCUAUA
Molecule: messenger RNA, 2510 nt
Organism: Pectinophora gossypiella (pink bollworm)
Lineage: Eukaryota; Metazoa; Arthropoda; Insecta; Lepidoptera; Gelechiidae
Product: zinc finger protein 568-like
Exons: 2
Coding region: 391-1395 (334 amino acids)
Cellular component (GO): nucleus
Source: RefSeq, a predicted model, not a curated record